This is a messenger RNA of Haemonchus placei, 198 nucleotides long. The record is from the annotation of a GenBank genome assembly. Lineage: Eukaryota; Metazoa; Nematoda; Chromadorea; Rhabditida; Trichostrongylidae.
AUGAACAGGACCUCAACGCAUGUUGUACAAUGGCAACACCAGAUCAUCAUAUUCGUCAACACAUAUGUGCUGUUUUUCCAAAUACUACUAGGCUGUUCUGGAAAUGUUUUGAACCUUAUUGUGUUGAUCUCAAGAAAGAUGCGCUCCAGGACCAAUUUGGUGAGUCUAUAUUUAGCUGAAGAGUUUAAUAAAGAGUAG